This is a messenger RNA of Patiria miniata (bat star), 1482 nucleotides long. RefSeq names its product paired box protein Pax-6-like. Bases 26 to 1282 code for a protein of 418 amino acids. The transcript has 4 exons. Lineage: Eukaryota; Metazoa; Echinodermata; Asteroidea; Valvatida; Asterinidae. The record is from RefSeq and is a predicted model, not a curated record. Gene Ontology annotation, molecular function: DNA-binding transcription factor activity, RNA polymerase II-specific; sequence-specific DNA binding. Gene Ontology annotation, biological process: regulation of DNA-templated transcription.
UUGCUGGAGGGAUUGCUGAUACCGGAUGAUAACGAUGAUGUAUAUGUAUUCAACAGGACUACCUUUGGUCCCUUAUUACUCGAUACCAUCAUCUUAUGUACACGUAACUCCUCGGUGUACUGGACAGACUUCUUAUCAGCACCUUUCUCCCACCAUCACACGUGAGGAUUUGCUUCCAAGUGGCUACAAGAGCUUAAACUGUCCCACGGGCAUACUUGCCGAUCCUCAAGAACAAGCACCAGCGACUGACGGGACGGACUACGGAGUCGAGCGCGCAACCGCCGGUCGAGGGCUGCCGGUCGACGGCUGCUUAUCACCGGCCGGUAGAGGAGCGGAGAAAAAGGCAGGCUGUGAUCGGCCCUCCUCGGCCCAGGGCAAUAAGCAACUCAAAUUCGGCAUCGACACGAUUCUUGGAAACCAUGGGUCUCCUGCAUCAGAGAGAACAGAGAAAAGGAAAGCUGUUGAAACAAUCGAGCCACUACCCCGAUACCCAGCCAGUAUUAUUAGCGUGACAGGAACUGAGAGAUAUAUCAACGAUCUCAAUGGCCACGCCGUCACCGGCAACGGCUGGUCGCAGAGCAGACGUGACGUGGACGGCAUCCCGGGCUACACCGGGCAGGGCCGGACCGGUAAUCACACGGGCACUCAGCUGCAACAACUACCGUCCAAAUUCAGUCCUGUGACCGACUAUUGCCAGGGCUGUUAUCAAGACAAAUCUGCACUGGCUCAGCACAGAUGUGAGCCAUGGUCUUACGUUCCAUACACCUACCGCCUAGAUCCCAACCUGCCGUACUCCACCAAGGAGCCCCACCCGUCGCAUCAGCUAACCCACCCACAUCAGCAAGCACACACAGCGCCUAACACCAGGCUUGCCGGGCGGAGGAAACGAAGCUGGUCACGGGCAGUCUUUACCAGUCUACAGCGCAAGGGACUGGAGAAACGAUUCGAGAUGCAGAAAUACGUCAAUAAGCCCGAUCGGAGACAGCUGGCUGCGGCUCUGGGUUUGACCGACGCCCAGGUGAAAGUUUGGUUUCAAAAUCGGCGGAUGAAAUGGCGGCACUUCCAGCGCAUGCAGAAACAGCAGCAGCAGGCCGCUGACACGUCUUCAGCGGGAGCCUCGACGCGCCUGACCGAUGACUGCAGCGGCACGGACGAGGAGGACCCUACCGAGAAACGCGGCGUGCUCCCCGUAGGCAACAAGGACGAAAUGAAAGAUCGAGAUCGAUUUAGCAUGGACAACCGUGGUAUUGUAAAGGACGCCCGCUCCUGGUUGCCUGAGUGAUUGUUUGCGUAUAUAAAGUAGCCUAUAGGCGGCUUUACAUGAAAUCCAUGAUACGGGGAUAUUAUGCAACAUAUUGGAUGCAGAAUAAAACAAAUCUUACUCUGUUUGUGCAGACAAUACUGGCAAAUCUCACGAUUAUUAUAAAUCACCAUGUGCUACAAGUUCCUAGCUACGCCAAAAAUGCAUAAAACAAAUUGCCG